UUGUUAAAAAUAUUUAUUACCUUACACUACUUUAAAAUUUUGAUUUUUGGUAUAAAUAAGCUGGCUAUAGUCGACAGUUAUCAGUUUUUAUUUGACAGUGAAUUUAUGAGUAGUUAUUAUUUCGAAAAAAGUACAUUCGUCAUGAAAGUGUUAAUCAUUUUAUUGCUAAUCAUAGCAGUCAGUUCAAUGGCAUUUGCUGGAAGUGAUGAUCUGAAGAGCAAAAUUGCCGCUGGUGACAACAAACUAAUCGUACUUGACUUCUACGCUACUUGGUGCGAUACCUGCGGGAUGAUUGGACCAAAAUUCGAUGAGCUUGCAGCACUUCACAGAGAUGUGACCUUCAUAAAAAUUGACUGCGACAAAAAUGAGAGUAUUGCUGAUCAGUAUAAAAUUACCAAGCUACCAACUUUUAUUUUCAUCAAGAAUAACAAAGAAUAUUAA
Molecule: messenger RNA, 441 nt
Organism: Cotesia congregata
Lineage: Eukaryota; Metazoa; Arthropoda; Insecta; Hymenoptera; Braconidae
Source: the annotation of a GenBank genome assembly